Molecule: messenger RNA, 1833 nt
Organism: Myiozetetes cayanensis
Lineage: Eukaryota; Metazoa; Chordata; Aves; Passeriformes; Tyrannidae
Gene: MCAT
Product: malonyl-CoA-acyl carrier protein transacylase
Exons: 4
Coding region: 1-1182 (393 amino acids)
Molecular function (GO): transferase activity
Source: RefSeq, a predicted model, not a curated record
AUGGGCGGCCGGGCCGUGUGGGCGCCAUGGCGGCUCGCUGGCUGCAGCGGGCGCGGCGGCCUCCGCGGCGCUGCGGGCCGGCGGCUCCGCUCCCGGGGCCCCGGCGAUGGGGCGACGCUGAGCGACCUCCUGCAGAGCUCGGUGGAGUCGGGCGAGGCGGAGGGGGCGCCGGCGGCGGCGGCGGCGAGCCGGGAGCGGCGGUGCCCCCGGGAGGGCACGGUGCUGCUGUUCCCCGGGCAGGGCAGCCAGUGCGUGGGGAUGUGCCGCGGGCUGCUGGGCUACCCCGGCGUGCGGGACAUGUUCCGCCUGGCCGAGAAGGUGCUGGGCUACGACCUGCUGGCGCUGUGCCUGGAGGGGCCGCGGGACGCGCUGGACCGCACCCAGCACUGCCAGCCCGCCGUGUUCGUCGCCUCCCUGGCCGCCGUGGAGAAGCUCAACCACCAGCGGCCUGAGGUCGUGGAGCGCUGCGUGGCGGCCGCCGGGUACAGCGUGGGCGAGUUCGCGGCGCUGGUGUUCGCUGGAGCGCUGGGCUUUGCCGAAGCGCUGUACGCCGUGAAGGUGCGCGCCGAGGCCAUGCAGAAGGCGUCCGAGGCUGUUCCCAGUGGGAUGCUCUCGGUUAUGGGCCGGCCAGAGGCGAAUUACAAAUUUGCCUGCCUGGAGGCCCGCAAACACUGUGAAUCGCUGGGUAUUGAGAACCCCGUGUGCACGGUCUCGAACUACUUGUUUCCCGACAGCAGAGUCAUUGCAGGACACUUACAGGCUUUGGAGUAUUUGCAGCAGAAUGCCCGAAAAUACUAUUUUACACGUACAAAAAUGCUCCCAGUCAGUGGGGCUUUUCACACCAGACUUAUGGAACCAGCAGUGGAGCCUUUGGCCGAAGUCCUAAAAUCCAUCGAGAUCCAGAAGCCGCUGCUGUGUGUGUAUUCCAACGUGGAUGGCAAAAAGUACAUGCACUCAAAGCACAUCAGGAAGCUGCUGGUGAAGCAGGUGGUGUCCCCUGUUUUGUGGGAACAGACCAUGCACUCGGUGUAUGAGAGGAAACAAGGAACGGAAUUCCCUUACACCUACGAAGUGGGGCCCGGGAAUCAACUGGGAGCCAUUCUCAGAAAAUGUAAUUUGAAGGCCUGGAAACAAUAUAGACACGUGGAUGCUCUGGAAGAUGAGGAAGCAGCAGAGAUUUAAGUGACCUUUUGAAAAAAAUCCACAGAGCUUGGGUCUUUUUUUCUGAUUUAGAACCUUGUGCUCCCAAGAGAAGAAGUCAUAAAACAUUCGUGGCUUCUCCUGAUGAAAAGAUGGGAAGAGCACCAUGUGCUUCAUUGCAAUGAACGUUCUCCUUCUCUGAGUGCCUCAGGUGUGGAAGGGAGAGCAGAGUUUGGCUCUUCCAUCUGUGUUGGGACUGCAAAGCUGUCAGCAAACAGGCCAAAUAACACUGUUUGGCCUCCAUCUUGCAAGCAACUUUCCUUCUCUUUUUUUUUUUUCCUUUUUUCUUCUUUUUUUUGCUCUUUUUUUGUUUCCAGUGUUGGGGUUUCUUGGCAUUUAUCCCAGUUAAAGUUGGUAGCCUUGGCUGUCUGGAGCAGGGAUCCUCUGCAUGAAUACAGUGGCUGGAAAUGAGCUGAGUGGUGGAGGGCUCUGCUCUGGGCUUGAGGGUACGUUUAGAGGAUCCACCUGGUUGAUGUUCCUGUUUUGUAACUCACCUGACUUGUGGGAUGUUCAUCUGUGUAAAAUCCUUCUGUUUUUUCCCAUAUUUCCAGGCAGCAGCCGAGUAAUGCAGAUGAUGUUAUGGGGAAUGUGAUUUUCUUAAGGUUAAACUGUUCAAUAAACUAUGAAGCUUUU